Molecule: messenger RNA, 2285 nt
Organism: Annulohypoxylon truncatum
Lineage: Eukaryota; Fungi; Ascomycota; Sordariomycetes; Xylariales; Hypoxylaceae
Product: cytochrome P450
Exons: 6
Coding region: 637-2196 (519 amino acids)
Molecular function (GO): monooxygenase activity; iron ion binding; heme binding
Source: RefSeq, a predicted model, not a curated record
UGUUCCACUGCAGCGUCCCUUAUUGAUUCAAUGGGACCCUGGUAUUACCGCUCGGCUCGUCUCGAAGCUAGACUAAUUGGAGUGGAAAACCAAACAAUACCCUACUUUUCACCAUUCACCUAAAGGAAAUCGAAUUUACCCACAUGGGGCAAGUCAAGCCAACGAGCUUGUCAGGUAAGGUAGGCGGGGAUCAUCCACGAAGCAACCAUUUUAGUCGCAGAGAAAAGUACUGCCGAAUGGAUCCUCUCUGUUUCCCUAAGAAUUCGGCCUCGGUGGGGACACCCUCUUCGACCCGAGAAAUUUCCAUGUCAGGGAUGAAGCAAGGGGCCUACCUACAUAAUACCCUUCUUUUUGCUGACUGGGUUGAUUCCGUCGCUCUAGACUCACCUGGAGUUUCGAUACUUCUGAUUUCUAUUCGUUUUCGUAUUUGAACGUACUAUGUAUCUUCUUCGUUGGAUUCGUUCCCUUGUAGUACAUACGGCACAGAAGACGUAUUAGAUAACAUACCAUUGGACAAGCAGAGACUACAUAUGUCACACCGCCCACGAACUUUUGGAUCUUCUCUUGUUGUCCUAGAAAAGUUGCUUCUACAUACUUAGCUGCAUACCUAGAUUUCGGUAGCAGUAGCAAACUACGAUGGAUAUCACGAUGGAUGUCAUCGCAAAAGUAGUCGAGGAGCGAGGACCCGUCCUAGCGUCCGUCGCUGCGAUACUCGUCGCCGCAUUCGUCGCGUCUCUACUGGUCGGAGAUAGCGAUAAUGUGAAUAUACCGCUGGUAGGCAAAGAGGUCGGAAACGCCGAGAAGCGUAGGAAGGCAUUCAUCACCAACGGCUACGAAUUCUACAAGAAAGGAUACGAUCUAUUCAAAUCCAAGGCGUUCAUGUUAACCGGACUCGAUGGCGACCGUAUCGUCUUGCCGCGGAAUCUCAUGGAGGAAGUCAGGCGGCUUCCGGAUGAUGUUAUCGACAUCAACAAGGCCUUCGACGUUAUGAACGAGCAAAAGCAUCUCGGCAUGGGAGACAUUCGGCAGACUGAAUUUCUCAUUCACGUUAUCCGCGGCGACUUGACCCGUAGCUUGGUGCGCAUCAACCCGCGCCUCUCGGAGGAGACUGCUCGCACAAUCCGCGAGAACCUGCCGGAGUCUGCCGACGAGUGGACGCCAGUAGUAGCAUACCAGACGAUGCUGACCAUAGUGGCUACCAUCUCGGGGGCUAUCUUCAUCGGACCGGAGCUAUGUCGAUCGGAGGACUACCUGAAGGCUAGCAUUGGGUACACCCUGGACUUCAUCAACGCCGUGACCAAGCUAAAGCAGUGGAGCCGGCGGUGGCGCUGGCUCGGCCGAUACUUCACCCCCGAAGUCGACCAGCUGUUCACCGAUCGCAAGAAGGCGCACACCUUCCUCCGACCCGUCAUUGAGAAGCGGCGCGCGGCCAUGGCUGCCGGCCAGGAGUUGCCUGAUGACACCCUGCAAUGGAUGUUGAAUAAGGUUGACGAGUUCGGUCUAUCCGACGACAACCUCGCCGAGACGCAGUUGAACUUGAGCAUGGCUGCUAUUCACACCACGACGUUGACGGUUACCAUGAUCCUUUACGACCUUGUGGUUAGACCCGACGUCAUCGAGGAAAUACGGAAAGAAAUCAGGACCGUCCUCGCGGCCAACAACGGCGUCAUGACGAGCCACGCGCUUUUCGAGAUGAAGUUCCUAGACAGCGUCAUGAAGGAGUCGCAGCGCAUGAACCCGGGAAGCAUGAUCCGAUUCCAGCGCUACGUCGCCAAGCCCGUGACCCUAAGCGACGGCACUCACCUACCGGCGGGCUACAUGAUCGAGAGUCCGCAUGCCCUUACCGUGCAUGACCCCGAAGUGUACCGGAACCCAGAGGUAUUCGACCCCGCCCGAUUCCUCAACCUACGCAACGGCACGGCGGAGGACCUGCUAGGAUAUAAGAACAAGGAGCAGCACCAGUUCGUGACGGUGACCAAGGACUUCAUGCACUUCGGAUACGGGCGGCACUCGUGCCCGGGCAGAUUCUUCGCCGCCAACGAGAUCAAGCUGAUCCUGGCGCGCCUCCUGCUCGACUACGACAUGAAGAUGCCCGACGGCCUGACCGAGCGCUACGCUAACUUGAAGAUGGGUACCGACGCUUUCCCCGACCCGACGAAGGAGAUACUGUUUAAGAGGGUGAAGACGACCUCGUAAAGAAAGUGGGUCGGGGUAGGGAGUUUAUUGUGUCAGAUGUGUUGUACAUUCACCUUAUUACAUACUAGGUACUGUUUAUAGAUAGCGAA